Messenger RNA from Brassica napus (rape), 2184 nucleotides. RefSeq lists its product as uncharacterized. Gene Ontology annotation, biological process: proteolysis. The transcript is spliced from 4 exons. NCBI's taxonomy places the organism in Eukaryota, Viridiplantae, Streptophyta, Magnoliopsida, Brassicales, Brassicaceae. The record is from RefSeq and is a predicted model, not a curated record. Gene Ontology annotation, molecular function: cysteine-type peptidase activity. Bases 1 to 2184 code for a protein of 727 amino acids.
AUGAAGUCGUAUCCAUGGGGUCGGACUGCAUACGAAGUUCUCAUUGACUCUAUUAAAACGUUGGCUCCAGACAGGGGGUCAUACACAUUAAGCGGCCUAAAGGAUGCGUUAUUGAUUUGGGCGUAUGAAUCCAUCGUCUGCUUUGGCGAGUGUUUUGGGAGAGUGGUGAAUAAUGAAGACGUUCCACUUUUACGAUGGGGUGGAAAGCGUACUCGUGCAAAUUUCGAAAACUUGUUGUCUGCCGAGAUAAAACAACAUAGCCUGGUGCGUGUUAGGAGAAUGGUUUCGAAGGAGUCAAUCGAAGAGUUGUUUCCUGAAUGGUCGUGUCAACCUGACGACCCACAACUCGUUAACUUGAUAACAGACAUACAUGCAGGUAGAUUUGUAAAAGGUUUUUGGGAAGUGCAUGGAAAUGCGGAGGGGAAGGAUAACGAGAAGAAGAAGAAAGCUGAGCCACCCACUAAAAAGCAGAAUAAAGUUAAGACCAAUGAGGGUAAAGCUGCUGCAACGGGAAAGGGUUCAAGCGAAGAAGAAGGUAAUAAAGAUUCGGGGAACAACGCGAGUCUGAUGGCCAUUGCGAGUACUCUGGAUAAACUUUCCAGAAAAUUUGAUCUGAUGGACGCGCGAUUUAAAAAACCAUUGGUGGACCAGAAGUCGAUAGAUGACAUGGUGAAAGUUGCAGUGGAGGAGCGUCUGAAAGUUAUGGGGAUAGGAAAAAAUCCCCAAAACAAAGAUAACCUCUCAAACGUCGCCGCCGACCAACAACCUGAACCGUUGUCAUCACCGCAGCCUAAUACCCAGCAGAAGUCUGUCUGUAGUCCACUGUUAGCUGAAACCCCUGGAAAGGAUAUGGGACCUAGAAACAAUUUGUCCAACGAGCUUGAUAAGGAGAGAGGGAUGAAAAAAACUUUGGCUAAGGAGUUUGGAACACAUGCUGAAGAUGAGGGUGCUAAUGUUCUUGAUUUCCUAUAUGUUUCUCCUGCAAAGGCAACUAAGGCUGAAGACUUACGUCGCCGCUCCACGCGCAACCGUACUAUAAAGGAUGAGGAUGCAGAAGAUAAGAAAAAAGCUGUGCAAGCAGAGGCUGUGUUGAAGAGGAAGGAGAAAGCUGCCGCUAAGAGAAAAGCGGCUGCCUCAAUGAAGCAAAAACAGGCUGAGUUAACGAAUCAAGAACAUGCUGAGUUAAUGAAUGAAGAACUGGCUGAGUUAAAGAAUCAAGAAGCCGAUAAUGAGAAGAGAAAGAAUAUAACUACACCGCGUGCCAAUGUAAAAAGAUGCAAGGUUGAAGAUUCUGUAGAGGACAGUGAAUUUGCUGUAAUGACCGACGAAGUUCUUGCGGUGGAGAAUGAAAUCUUGCCGGAGUCGCCUAUGGAGAGUCAGGAAUUGAUUAGAUCUGCUAUAGUAAAGGAAUAUCGGGAGAAAACGGUUAAAUUAUCUCCACAAGGGUUUGCAUUGUCUGAAUGUUCUUCAAGACCAGUUUUUCUGUACAUUGGAGACAAUGGAACGACAUGCAUGAGGAAUAAUGUUGAGCCUUCAUCAGUAAUAUAUGACCCUCUAGCACCUGUUGAUCCGAUUGUAUUGGAUAAACUUAUGCAACACAUCUCGAGAAUUCCACCCAAACCACCAGCACCAACAAAGAAAAGAGUUGUAAGAUCCGCCGCUCGUGAGGGUGACUUCUACAGCAUACUCAUCCUUGAAAGACCGUGGCCGCAUAGCCAAUAUGGAUGGUUGUUUGAUGAUUGGGUUGACGAUUACAAGCAGUUCAAGAUAAAACCUAAUAUGAUGAAGUUCACAGGGAAUGGUUAUGAAAAUCUUGUACACGGUAAGCUUCCCUGUAACUUUCAAACAAACUUGAAGUGGUAUGAACACGUGGAUCACUUGUACGGAUGUCUUCCAACCGGCGGAAAUCACUGGGUGGCUUUUCACGUGGAUCUGAAGAAGGAGAAGGUUGAUUGCUAUGAUUCAAUCAUUGGAGAGGAAGUUCGCAUUCAGGAGGAGGAGCAAAAGGUACACUCCACAAAACACCCAGAUUGGCGAUUGUGGGGUGUAUGCGUUGAGUUUGUGGAGUGUCUAGCGCUUGGUGUAAGUUUUGCUGGGAUAAACGAUAAAAAUAUUCAAGGUUUACGGUUGAAGAUGGCGGCAGAGAUCCUCGAUGAAGGAGGAAACAGGGCGGAGAACAAUUAG